Osmerus eperlanus (European smelt) is the source of this 2403-nucleotide messenger RNA. It is a transcript of the gene vamp8, whose product is annotated as vesicle-associated membrane protein 8 (endobrevin). The record is from RefSeq and is a predicted model, not a curated record. Gene Ontology annotation, biological process: vesicle fusion; vesicle-mediated transport; mucus secretion. Gene Ontology annotation, cellular component: plasma membrane; mucin granule; SNARE complex. The coding region runs from base 199 to 564 and encodes 121 amino acids. The transcript has 3 exons. Lineage: Eukaryota; Metazoa; Chordata; Actinopteri; Osmeriformes; Osmeridae. Gene Ontology annotation, molecular function: SNAP receptor activity; syntaxin binding.
AGUGGACGGGGAGGGCCAAACCGGUGGAAUGUACUUCGAGAUAGAAAAUGACCAGGAAGUUAACGUCAAUGUAAUCGACUGCUGAGCUAACAUUAGCCUCGCGUAAUCGAUAAAGAAGUUCUAAAGACUGAUUACUUAGCUCGUGGAGAAGUUUAUAAGUCCAGGACGCAUUAAGGAGACAGGUUGCUUACGGUCAAAAUGGACUUUGAUCCGGAGAGGGGAGAGGAGCAGGUGCAGGAGGACAAGGUGAAGACGCUGCAGUCUCAGGUGGAUGGGGUGAAGGACAUCAUGACACAGAAUGUGGACCGUAUCCUGGCCAGGGCUGAGAAGCUCGAUGACCUCAUGGGCAAGUCAGAGGACCUGCAAGCUGGGGCCCAAAACUUCAAGCAGACGUCCCAGAAGGUAGCCCGCAAAUACUGGUGGAAGAAUGUGAAGCUCAUAGUUCUGAUAGUGGUCAUCGUUCUAAUCAUCAUCCUCGUUAUCAUCCUCCUGGCCACUGGAGUCAUCCCCACCGGCUCCCCUGUGAGACCUGUAGACCCAACCACCCCACCCACCAAGCCCUAACCACAGUCUCUCUUUGUCAAACACACACACACACACACAGAACCUCAAAAUACACAGAUAUUCACAUAUACACAAAUACUGUACAUACAUCAAUCAUAGUGGCACCAUCAAUAUUUAGUUGGCGCAGGCUGUCUCGUUGAGAAAGUCAGCAGUCUAACUUGAAUAGGUACUGUUGUCCACAGUUGCACUCUAAAUCAAAUGUGUUUUUACAAUGAAUUCUGCUCUUUGUGAUGUGUGCUGGGUUUGAUGAAUAACCUACAUUUGUGAAUAACUUAUUUGCACAUUUGGCCUUAUGCCCAAGAAUGUAUAACUGCCCCUACUCUUGUCCAGUUUGAAAAUAGAUUAUAUAUUUUACCCCGUGCACCAACUCUUACUGAUAAUGGCCGGGUUUCCCAGAUUUGUUAAGAAGCUCUUAACACCAAGAGCUUCUUAGGAGCGUUCUAAGAACGCUCUUAGAACGCUCCUAAGAAGCUCUUAGCGUUAAGAGCUUCUUAACAAAUCUGGGAAACCCGGCCAAUGACAGAAACACUGUUUCACUGAGUUACUAAACUAUUUCAUGAGUCUCAUAUAAUUUCCCUGCCUCUGAGUCAAAACAUAGAUAUGUGUGCAGCGUAAAUAUUGUCAAAUUUCAAGCCCGUUCCUUUUGAAACCCCAAUCAAAUUUAAUUGAUGGUUGCAUGCAUGGGCUUCACAGGUCAUUAUAUCAGUGAAUGCAGAGGAAGUGAUAAAACUGCGUUUCUUUUCUUUUUCUUCUUUUUUAGUCCACACUUUAAGCGAGAGGCACUGAGUAGGCCUACUUACAUGGAGCUCUGUGAGAAUUUGGAAGCAAUUUGUGUAUAUUGUUUUCAGCGUUUGAUGUAAUUGGAGGUAUUGUAUGUAUGUUGAGAUGCAGGCUCUUCUGUGAAGGACACUCAGUCGAAGCCUCCAAAAGAUGAAGGUACAGGAAUGGAGGUUUGUGCUGUGCAAAAGUGGGUUAGACAUGAUCACUUGUCAUAUAUUUUCUUAUUUUUUCUUUUCUUUAGAUAAGUGUUUUUAUCAUUUUGAAUGAUGUCAGGUACUGGGGACAGGGUGUGUAGGAUACUAAAAGAUCGUAGAUACCUUUCAGCCUUCAAUUCCUCCUGCCUUUUCACUGAGCUAUGCCCUUCCCAAAAUCAAUGCCAAAGCACAUCAUCACUGCUAGAGACCAUGUUUACAGAACUCGUAGGCUUUUAAUCCAUUUGGCAGAGUGAACAAGCCCUUCAGUGAGAAUACUGUACAUUUGAGAUUAAGGGUUACAUUUCUAGUUUUAGACUCUUUUACAAGCUUAUAGCGCCCUCUGGUGGCCAUGUUGCAUGUUGCUCUCGCAACUGAUUAAAUAAAAUAUUGCUCAUGAAAGUAGCUGUAACUGUCGGAUCAAUUAACCAGUAUAUGUACCUAAAGCCACUUUAUGGCAUAUAUUUCCAUUCAAAUCAUAUUUGCCUAUGUAAUUAAGUAAAUGCAGUUUGUUAGGGAAUUAUAUAUCUAUUGCCACUUUUACAAACAUCUUUUGAGAUAUGUUAUGUAUAUAGUUAUAAUUUACAAUAGUUGAAGUUGACUCCUAUUUACUAAAUAUAACAGCUGUAAACUCAACCCCCCCCCCCCCCUACCCACAAACGCAUCAUAUAGAUGAGCAGUUUUUAAUCACAUUACAAAUGAAGGAUUGUUUUUAGAACAAGCAAUGAGUUAUUCAUUUGUUUCUUGAUUGCUUUAUAUGUGAUGCACUCAUGUGUUACUUAUUUGGCUCUGUUGUAAUUUGCCUUGAUCACCAUUUGAAUGGCCUGAAACAGUGAUGAAUUUGAGACAAUUAAAUAAUAGAUGCAGA